Messenger RNA from Planococcus citri (citrus mealybug), 1591 nucleotides. RefSeq names its product histidine-rich glycoprotein-like. Gene Ontology annotation, cellular component: extracellular matrix. The record is from RefSeq and is a predicted model, not a curated record. The coding region runs from base 147 to 1223 and encodes 358 amino acids. The transcript has 4 exons. Lineage: Eukaryota; Metazoa; Arthropoda; Insecta; Hemiptera; Pseudococcidae.
CGACCUUGCUAUUCGAACGAUAAGAAGGUCUUGUUCCUAUAAAAGAUAAUGAACCAUUGCAGAACAAGUUGAGGAUAGGUGCAACAGUAUUUUUAUCAGUGUCUUGUAGUAUUUCAUUCAUUCAUUCAUGUUUACUCAUUCGUGUUAUGUUAUCCACCAUGAGGAUUGUGUGUGUUGAGAUAACUUUAAUAUACCUUGUUGUGCAUUCUGCGUCUUUUCCAGUCGAAUAUGACGACGGAGACGAUGAUUCUGGUCAUUUAGGACACAUAUACAACACCGGAUCGCCAUUAUAUUACGGCAAUGGCCAUCAUCAACACGAGUACGAUGAAUAUCCUGGCUACGAUGGGUACGCCAGUUACGCACCUCACCAUGAUCAUGAACAUUACGCUUACCCGAAGUAUAAAUUCGAAUACGGAGUACACGAUCCCCAUAGCGGUGACAUAAAAAAACAAUACGAAGAAAGAGACGGUGAUACUGUUCGAGGAUUUUACAGCCUGGUAGAACCCGACGGUUCAAUACGUAUCGUCGAAUAUACAGCAGACGACAAACAUGGAUUUCAAGCCACAGUGAAAAAAAUUGGUCCAUCUCACCAUCCUGCCCCCGUGCCAACUCACCAUGCUCCAGAUGACCAUCAUCAUCAUCAUACCACUCAUCACGGUCCUCCUCAUCAUUCUUUCAACGACUAUCCUCAACAUCAUUAUCCACCCAACGAAAUUUCUAAUUAUUUCCCAGGUUACUAUCCACACAGUGAAGAAGAAGAUGUCGGUUAUGGAUACAACGUUUACGAACCUCACGAUCAUAAGCAUCCAAAUUUGUACGGUUAUGAGAAUCAAAAUAAUGCUUAUUAUCAUUACGGAUUAGGUGGUCAGGAGUACGAUGAAAGCGAAGAAUAUCCGUAUAAUGCGAAUAUAAAUUAUCCCUCUUAUAUUUUACCGCAGCAUACAUAUUCCAGUAUUCAAGACUUGACCGCCUACGGUGCACCACAAGACGACAUAGAAAAUCAGGAUAAAUUGUAUCAUAAAAGAUCUCCUUUGAAAAAACAAGAAAAUAAAGACCUCUCAAAAAUUACAGAUAAAAAUGAUUCGACCAAAUUUCACAGAGAUGCAAAAAAAUUAGAAAAUGAGGCCAGCAACGUGAAAGAAAAUAAAUCCAAAAUUAAAACACCCGUUGCCGAAUCUAGCCAAAAUACUAAUACAAAAUCACAGGAAACGAAGAAACAAUAACAGUGAAUCCUUCCGGUUCGAAAUUUAGAUUUGUUCCUAAAUUAACAUAAUUUAAUCCUUCUUACUUUUUCUUCGGUAAGCAGUUAGUGAGAAAUGUUUUUUACGAGUAUUUUAUACAAUAAAUUUCGAAAUGAUAUUUAAAAUUAAUUACGAGUUCCAUGUCAUAAUUUAAAGUACCUAUUAUAGCACUAAUGUAAAAUUUUGCAUUUUUAGUAAGUUAAGAAUCGAUUAAGGUAUUUAAUUUUUUUUAGUGUGUAAAAUUAAACAUUUUUAAAAAACAAUUUUUUUUCAAAAUACGUUUAAUACAUUCAAUUUUUUAUUCGUUACAAUGUUCUUCAGAAUUAAUGGAAUACAAAACAAAAAUAAUU